GAAUCAGAAUCCCGGAACCGCGGACACGGGCAGGCGCAGUCAUGUACCCUGCAUGCAAGCUCCAGCCAGCAGACAGCGUCUUAUCAGAGUAGUACGGAGACCUAGCGAACGAGCCCGAGCCAACCACGGGGGGAAGCUGCUGGAUAUUCGAAGGAGUCUACACGCGCCAAGUGGACCCCGAGGAGAUGGCAUAGAAAGGCUAUUACUUACAAGGGAGGCUACUGCUGAAAUGAUAAGCCGAAUCUAAGCAGGAAUUUUGGCGAGAGGGAAAUCCUUCAGACCAUAACUUGAACAGACAGAAAAUUUAUUUGCACCUGGAGCAUCUGGAUGUCACCAUGCCUGUGUCUGUCGGUGAGUAGCGUGUCAGGAUCGGCACGUUUACACGUUGGCGGAAGAAAGAAUAUGACUACAAUUACUUUUGGAGUAAACUUGUCAACUUGAUCAAAAAAGCCAAGAAUGUUCAGUCACCUGAAGAAAACAACUCAGAAUGUAACACUUCGCCUCGCACUCCUCAGACUCGGUCACAAUGUGACGGUCCUGAGUGUGAUGAUGUCAAGGAGAGUGGAUCCUCAUGUGAUGUAAAAAGCCCCGGACCUAACGAGGUUUCUCACUCUGAGUCUUCGUGUGCUGAAAACAGUAGCUCUCCAACAGCAAAUGAGACCAACCCUGUCCGUGAUACCACUGACGUUCAGAACCCAGUUACCCGACCCUGUGUAGAAGACGAAUUGGACAAUAGACAUAUAACCAUCAAUCUAGUGUCACAUGAAUACCACCCUAAUUCCGCCCAAAUAAUUGAACCACCUGAAGUUGUCCCAUCAGAAUCGUACUCACAUGUACCUGCAGCCAUCGGAGUUGAGACAGAUCAUAUCCAAAUAGACGAGGAGGAUGCAUCAACCUCUGCGCGGUCAGUGAAAGAGGACCAAUCAUCAGGCUUGUCACCUAAACUAAGGCAAGAUACAACUAGAAACACCGAGCAAACAACACCAUCUAUCAGGGAAGUAACGGAAAACCACGGAUCACCGACCUAUCCGUCCCCCUAUCAGGGACAACCACUAGUGAAGCAGAUGCAAUCAAAGGAAAUGACCGUCCAGACAUGACCAACAUACUCCUAUUGAGAUCCGGUGACGUAGAACGAAACCCUGGUCCAAAUGAUAACUCUGGCAGUCUGACCGAGCUCGAGUUCUAUCUCCUUGCCGAAGGUAUAGAUCCCUCAGAUUUUAGGAAGGUCGGACUGGCUUUAGGAUUCACUGAGGCUAAACUAAGUCAGUUUGAGAAGGACAAGCUGGGCAACUCCAUGCUAGCUACCUAUCAGAUGCUUUGCGAAUGGCGGAAGACAGUACGUGAAAGUGAGGCGAGGGAGACAUUGGUCGACACGUUAGAAAGCAUUAAGCUGGUACAGCUUGCUGAUAGUGUACGAACAGGUCAGGUCGGUGAUCACAUACCCUCCAUGACAGAGGAGGAAAUCCAACGGGUUGCUGAAGAGGUCAAACGCUAUUAUGAAAUUAAUCUCUGUCAGAUUCAAGCUAAUCCACUGAACACCGAGCUUACCGUUAAAUUAGAACAGAUCUUCACCAAUCUAACGUUAAUGGAAGAAGACAAAGGUACCAAGCACAAAACACCGCUUCUAUACGAUGACCUCCUCAAGACGAAAGUUAACGGGAACUAUCCUAAACGCUUGUUGGUUGAAGGUGAAGGUGGUGUAGGGAAAACCACUUUCUGCGCCAAGAUCGCUUGGGACUGGAUCCACGGAAAAGGAUAUCAAGAUUUCAAACUGGUUCUUGUCGUCCUCCUUCGCGAAGCAGAGGACAAGACUGUGGGAGAGAUAGUGAAGACGUAUCUUUCUGACAACAAUCCGGUCACAGCUAAGCAGCUAGACAAGCACAUCCUCUCAAAUUCGGAUGAAGUCUUUCUUGUCCUGGACGGCCUAGAUGAGUCUACUGUCGAUCUUAACAGCAAUCAGCAAGUCGCCCGGAUCACUUCCAAUCGUCUGUUCAAUUCAGGGACAGUACUAAUAACAUCGCGACAAUGGAGAUCAGAUGAGAUUAGGAAGAAUGCCAAUCUCAGAAAGGUGUUUGCUUUCAUUGCUGUGGAAGGUUUCUCUGUUGAAAACCUCUCUUCCUACAUCACCAAGUUCUUUCAUCCAGACACAGCUUCCUCUGAAGAUCUAAACCUAUUCAUAUCAAACAACGAUGUGAUCAGAGAGAACAUGGCCCCCUAUCCCAUAUACACAGCCAUGCUGUGCAUAAUGUGGAAAGAAUUUGAUGGAGAGCGCCGAGAGGCAAUGUCCAAGCUGCAAACAUUCUCCCAGCUAUUUGAUGAGAUGAUCCACUUUUUGGUUGAUCAUUACCUAUCGAAGCACAUUCCAUCUCCAGGUAUUGUUGAAGGCAAAUUAAGGGAACAUCGUUCAGAUAUUCGUCAUCACCUACUUCAGAUUGGCCGCGUUGCCUUCCAGGGUCUUCUGGAAAGACGGUUGGUAUUCACAGAAGAAGAGUUUCAAAGCUGUCCAGAGUCUAUAGAUGUAGGUUGCAAAGUUGGUGCGCUCACCAGAGAAAAGAAAGUUCUUCCGAGGCGAGACAGAAGAACUAAUCCAAAUUUAGCAGUUCAAUCGGUGCAGUUCCCUCAUAAGCUCUUCCAGGAAUAUCUAUCAGGAAUUUAUCUUGCAUCUCUUUACAACUCAAACCGUAAUGAGUAUGACGGGUUGGUGGCGAAAAUCAUAACUAAAGCAAGAGAAUACCGCUACCUCCUGUACUUCACCUCGGCCCAGCAGAAGGAGAUCGGAUUGGAUAUCGUAUCACAUCUCACAGCAGGAAAAAGAAAGCGUAGACAUGAUGAUGACUUCGUCGUAGAUGUAGCAUACGAGAGCCAAGACCAAACAGUGGCCAAAGCAGUGGCGGAUCAUCUCUCUUCUGAGUCCAGCAAGACACUGAAGAUCACUGAGGAGAUGCAGGCACACACAGUAUCAGGGCAUAUCUUCAUCAUGAAUCAUCGUGAAGUGGAUCAUCUGACUAUUGAGAAGACAUGUGGACGGACGGCUUCAGAGGACCUGGCUGAAUACAUGUGCUCAUCACGUACACUGAGAUCUGUGACGAUCAGUCGUACUAUGCAUGAUGUCUUCUACUCGGUGCUUGUGAAUAAAGCAGUCGAUUCCAAGAUUGAGACUCUGGACAUCCGCUCUGGUGAUCUCAGUGAUCGUCCCGAUGCAUCGAGUGAUCUCGCUCAGUUCAUCUGUAAGAUGCCUCAUCUAAAGAACCUGACAUUCGGUGAUUCCUGUCACGAUGACUACUACUCAACAUUAUCAGCGAUGGCAUCAUCAGUAGAGAUUGAGACUCUGGACAUCCGCUCUGGUGAUCUCAGGAAAUGUACCGAUGCAUCAAGUAAUCUCGCUCAGUUCAUCUGUAAGAUGCCUCGUCUGAUGAACCUGACACUCCGCGGUCAGUAUCACGAAGACUUCUACUCAACAUCAUCGGCGAUGGCAUCAACUGCAAAGAUUGAGACUCUGGACAUCCCCUCUGAUGAUCUCCGUGAACGUCCCAAUGCAUCGCGUAAACUCGCUCAGUUCAUCUGUAAGAUGCCUCAUCUGAAGAACCUGACACUCAAUAGGGGGUACGAGGUCUUUCUUCACGAUGACUUCUACUCAACAUUAUCGGAAAUGGCAUCAUCAGCAAAGGUAUGGAUUCGGUGA
Messenger RNA from Strongylocentrotus purpuratus (purple sea urchin), 3682 nucleotides. RefSeq lists its product as uncharacterized. Gene Ontology annotation, molecular function: protein binding. Bases 1094 to 3682 code for a protein of 862 amino acids. NCBI's taxonomy places the organism in Eukaryota, Metazoa, Echinodermata, Echinoidea, Camarodonta, Strongylocentrotidae. Gene Ontology annotation, biological process: signal transduction. The transcript is spliced from 9 exons. The record is from RefSeq and is a predicted model, not a curated record.